CCAUGCCCUCGGUACCCGUGGAAUCUGGGGCACCCGCAGGGAUGGAGGCGUGGUCGUGGGCUUGGCGGCGACGUGACCGACGACUACCCCAUUUCUCGGAUCUUGUAUAUUAAGGGCUUGUCACCAUGCGGCUCAACAACCUCGUCACCGUCCUCUCCGCUCUGGCCCCCUUGGCCUCAGCCUCUCCUCUCGGCGCCCUCGGCCUUGCCUCGUGGGAUAUCGAAGGCUACGCCAAAGAAAACCCGGUCGGAGGGACUACGACCGGCGGCAAGGGCGGCACCAAAGUGACCGUCACCAGCCCUGCCGAGUUCAGUGCAGCCGUUGCCGGCGACGAGCCCAAGAUCGUGUACGUCAAGGGCGAGUACAACUUCACGGCCGGCCGUCCCAAGAUUGGGUCCAACAAGUCCGUCAUUGGCGUCGGAAAGUCGGCUCACAUCACCGGCAAGGGCCUUGACGUGAUCAACGCGACCAAUGUCAUUAUCCAAAACCUCAAGAUCACCAACAUCCUGGAUAAUGACUGCAUCACCAUCCGCAACUCAACACGGGUGUGGGUGGACCACAAUGAGUUCUCGUCCAUCUUCGACGUGAACAUCGGACCGGACUAUACCGACGGGCAAGUCGACAUCAUCCGCGCGUCCGACUACAUCACCGUCUCGUGGAACUACUUCCACGACCACUGGAAGUCGUCCCUGGUCGGCAACGACGACAAGCUGCGCGACGUCGACUUCGGCCAUCUCCACGUCACCUACCAUCACAACUACUGGCGCAACAUGGGCACCCGCGGCCCGGCCGGCCGCUUCGGCCACCAGCACGUCUACAACAACCUCUACGUCGACUUCCAUUACCAGGCCAUCCACUCACGCUCCGACAACCAGGUGCUCGUCGAGGGCAACGUCUUCCGGGGCGACACCCGCGAGGCUCUCAGCACGUACGGUCUCGUCAUCCCCGAGGACUCGCCGAACACGUGCGUCUGUGGUGAUGAGGAGCUGGAUGGGUUCGCCAACCUGGGAGCCAAGAACGAUUGGGGCAAUGCUGGCGUCAACAUCACCCGGGUGGGCACCUUCACGAAGGCGCCCUACAAAUACAAGUUGACCCCGCUGCCGCUGGUGGCUACCAUUGUCAAGUUGGGCGCUGGUGUUGGCAAGAUCUGAUCAGGUCUAAGCCUCUGUGGAGCUGCAAAUCGCAGGGUGCAAGACGCUGCGGCGGCCUGGAUUACAUUCGAGAGAGCUGGGUGUUUCCACUGUAUAUAUUCACUUCUUAAUGAUACACUUAGUGAUAUGCCAUUUUUCCAUGAUUUCCCAC
This is a messenger RNA of Parathielavia appendiculata, 1302 nucleotides long. RefSeq names its product polysaccharide lyase family 1 protein. Lineage: Eukaryota; Fungi; Ascomycota; Sordariomycetes; Sordariales; Chaetomiaceae. The transcript has 4 exons. The record is from RefSeq and is a predicted model, not a curated record. The coding region runs from base 126 to 1151 and encodes 341 amino acids. Gene Ontology annotation, molecular function: pectate lyase activity.